Molecule: messenger RNA, 5955 nt
Organism: Stylophora pistillata
Lineage: Eukaryota; Metazoa; Cnidaria; Anthozoa; Scleractinia; Pocilloporidae
Biological process (GO): 'de novo' pyrimidine nucleobase biosynthetic process
Molecular function (GO): GTPase activity; GTP binding; orotidine-5'-phosphate decarboxylase activity
Source: RefSeq, a predicted model, not a curated record
UCACAAGGAUUAACACAGAAUGGUUCUGGUUGCAAGCUGUCCAAAGAUUGACGCGAAAUCAUGUGACAGAUGGCUUCGCAGACGGAAGAUUUGAUUAUAUUUCAGAAAAAUGCACUUCCUUAGCUGUGUGUAUCCGCAGUGGUAUUUGACGAUAAGGCCUCAGUAUAAUUUGGUACAAUUUUGAUUUCAAGACGGCGGUGGCAUCGAUGUCCGCAAAAGGUUCAGUAGGAAAUUGGGGGGACAGCUUACAAUGUUUUAAAAUGGUUCUUCUUGGAGAUGUAAGCGUUGGUAAGACUUCGCUUAUAAAAGCCCUUAAAAAUGAACAUGAACUAUGGGAACUUCCCAAAGAGUAUAGAGCAACCACGGGGGCCUGGAUUACAUACGUUGACAUAACAAACACACGCAGGCUUCUCAUUACUGACACAUCCGGAAAGCGGGAAUAUACAUCUCUUGUUAAUUUGUACUUAAGACAUCUGCACUGCAUUGUUUUGGUGUUUGCCCUUGAUGAGCCCUCGAGCUUCACGCGACUUAAGAAUCACUGGUAUCAAGAGUUCAUUCAAAGCUUCAAAGGUGAGGUUUCAAACGUAGCAAAGUUUGUUGUUGGUACCAAGAUUGAUGUAGCACCGCAUAGCUGUACAUUACAAACAGAAGCAACAUGGUUUUCUGAAGAAAUUGGAGCAGAGAUUUGGAUCACUUCAGCACACACAUUAUCCAACACUUAUGAAUUGUUCUACCGAGUCGCCGAGAAGGCCAGUACCCUUUUCACUAGUGAGAUCAAUCCGGUUGAUAUCCAAGAUGGCUCAUCAAGUUUCGGUGACCACCUUGUGGACGACAUGCUCCUUGGUGAAGGAGCCCUUGUGAAGUAUCCCGAUCCAGUCCUUUUAGAAACUGAAGAAGAGAUUACAGAUCUUCAGUUGUUCCAUCAGUGUGUAUCUAUGACAGGGCAGAGCAGGAAAUUUACUUGGGGGACUUGGUCAGAGGAGUGCUCAAAGGAGGCAGUGUUAAAGCUGGAGAUGUCAAGGCAUCCAGACAGGAAAUCAAACAAGCUUUGGGCCUGUGUGAUGGCUAACGCGCCACCUAGCACUUGGCAGUACGAGAACUUAGAGGGUGUGAAACAUUACGGAACAACAGUCAAAAGACAACCCACAAAGACAAAGUUCAAGGACGUAAAAAAGCUCCUCUUUAGUUCACGUGACCAGCUAAACUGCGAAAGGGAACACGGCCUUUUUUACAUGUUACUUCUGUCAGAAGAUGGUAGAAUGUCAGAGGUUGGCCUUAACUCUGUCAGUACGAGAUUGACCAAGGGAACUUCAUCAGAGAAAGAAGUUGUCAAGAAUAAAUUCCACUUCAAGCCAUCGCCGCUCUCUGAAAAGGUGGCAUGUAUGAAUAUGUCUCUUACUCAUGCGGCUGUUAUUGAGGAAGAUACAGCAAGAGUUAGCACCUGGGGCCAUGGAGACACUGGAGCACUCGGUAUUGAUAAGGAAGACUUACAAUAUCAUGCCGUUCUAUAUUUUCCGUUAACAGUAACAUCAAUAGACUGCCAAAUAAAACAAGUUACCUGUGGUUCAUCCUUCACUUUAAUGUUGAGCACAGAUGGAAAGGUAUUCUCUUGUGGAACGGGAGCUUUAGGAAAGUUAGGACAUGGAGACGAAACGGACAGAUCAUUGCCCACAUUGAUUGAGUCGUUAAAGGAUAUCCAGGCAAUUGCUGCAGGAGGUGACCACGCCGUGGCAUUAAACCAAAGAGGCGUUCUUUACCAAUGGGGACUGGAUUGCGCUGAUGUUGAGAGAAGACGGUUCCUUUCAAAACCCCAAAAAGUAAGCCAACUCUUCAACGUGGCCGUGAAGUCGGUAGUCUGUGGAACUUUUCACACUGUCUGCGUGGCGAACGGAAUAUACUACACUGGUAUCGGAUAUGCGUGGGGAUUAGGUUCCGAUGGUCAACUAGGUCAGGGUCAUUGCCAGUGCCUUUCUGCCCCUAAAUUGAUCAGGGAACUUUACCGCAAUAGCAAAUUUGUGAAGCAAGUAUCAGCUGGGUGGAAACACUCUGGGCUUUUAACUGUUGACGGAGAAGUGUACACUUGUGGAAACAAUGCCUUCGGACAGCUUGGUUAUUUUACUGUUUCUGAUUGUAGCGAUGUCCCACGAAAAGUUUCUCUUGGAACGAAUGUAUCAGGAGACGAAAUGAGAGCGAAAGAAUUGUGCUGUAGUGAAGACUACACCAUGGUUUUAACCACCACUGGAGAUGUAAAGAUAUGGGGAAAAUGCCACUAUGGGUCUAAGUUGGAAGAUCCAAUACCUUUUGAUGUGAAUAACGAAGCUUCCUCUGACCUUGCUGCUGGUGGUGAAGCCAUAAGCAUCAGGGAUGUCACCACGUGUUAUUUGCCAUGUGAAACAUCAUUUAUCGAGCUUGUUGUGGCGCUGACUGGCACAAGUAAUCUGAUAUUUUGCGCAGGGAUCUCUCCUAAGUUUGAUUGCCAGGCCAUGCAUGAUUGCAUAUUACAGAUUCAAUGCAACAUGAGCGACUUGACCAUUCUCCGCUCGGUAGGCUCAGUCUUGAUCAGCAUGGAUAGGCGAGGAAAAGCCCAUUAUGUCGACAUCUGGAGGUGGUUGUUGCAACAUUUUCCUCCCGACCCUCAAAACAACACAAUUCCUGAAGACCUCCUGCAUUCCUUGUUCUCCAACUUGAAAGAGUCAGAUGCUGAUAAAUCACCGAAAGUUGAUUUCACUGCCGUCCCUUUUCAAGGUGAUAUUAUAAUGGCAGUGGAAGCAAGUCUCAACAUAUUUCUCUUUUGUACCACCAUUGGAGAUGUAUACAGUUGGUCCCCGAUGGCCGGCGGAGCUGUUGUGCGCCAUAAGGAAUUGAACAGUGAAAUAAUUGUGCAAAUCGCUUGUGGUGCGAGCCAUCUAGCUGCCUUAUCCGAUAGAGGAAUUCUCUUCACAUCAGGGGAGGGUACUUCAGGCCAGCUGGGAUGUGGUACAUUGCAAACCUUCCAGACUUUUCAGCUUGUUCCGGUAACAGCGUUGGACAGGGUUCAUACUGUAUGUUGUGGAUGGGCAAGCACAUCUGUUCUCACAGAAAAUGGCAAGGUGUACUUCUGGGGCCAGCUAGAUUUACCAGAGGGGGAAAAAACAAGGAAAAAACUUUCGAGUAUCACUGCUGCAGCCCAGCCCAUUGACAUUCCAAACCUUCUGGAAGAGACGCAGAGCAGUUCUUCUCCUGCCGGAUACAAAUUGGACAUCAUAGGCGACGUUGGAACCGCAGACAAUCACCUCGCUGUAGUUGGCAGAUUAUUUGAAGUGGAAAUAUCCAAAAGAAACGAAAACUCACAAGACAGUACCUGCACGGAAUUUAGAGCCGAGAUAAUUAACUGCCAAGACCCCCCAAAUAAUCUUCAUUCCAAAGGAAAGAUAAAGCAGUCACUUAAUGCGGAUGGGGUGUACGUUGCUUCCAUGGUUUUCUAUUCUGAAGGGUCGUUCAAAGUCUCUAUAACAAGAAAUGGAAAGAACCUUCUUGGCAGUCCGUUUAAAGUCAAAGCAGAAAAAAGUGUUACGUCGAAAAGAACUAAACUGUCGCUGAUUAGUUCAGACACUGACUGCAUGAGAGAAGUUGGUGGGGUCCUUCAGAAAGCCAUCGGUCCGUAUGAAUCGUGGAUUCAGUUGAUGGGGGUUCCAGUCAUCAACACAGAUUUAUUGACACAGGUAGCCUUUAUGAUGACGUCGAUGACCGACAGUGGAAUUUACGUCUACGUCUGGGACGCCUGUAACGGAAGCCUGCCUGAGGAGGACCUUAACUUCUGGUUGCACUUACUGUCACAACAUGCAUCUUCCGCCGAUAUUAUCCUUUUGGGUAUAAAUAUAAGCACUACACAUGCCAAUGACAUCGACUUGGAGCCAUUCCAGAAAGUGAAUCCAAAGAUGAAGCGAUCUAUUCUUGUUGGGACCACCUUUGCUUCAGAACCAGACAAGCUGUUGGAGGAAUUGCUUUUGGUGCUAAGUGAAACAAACUGCCACCAAAGUCCGGUCUGGUACAGAUUAGACAGUUUGGCUUCAAAAGUCCUUGAGUUGAAGAUGGAAGGGAUUGAACAUCUUGAUUAUUCUAAAUUUAAGAGUCUGGCUAGUGAGUGCGGCAUCCAGGGAGAUCAUCUAUGCAGAAGAGCUGCCAACUACCUUGAGCGCACAGGAUUGGGUAUCUUAAUAGGAGCAGAUUCGUUUUUCUUAGUUCUCCUGCCUCGUUGGUUUGAGCGGCAGCUCACCGAAGUUACGAGGCUCAGUCACUUCGGGAGCCUAAGCAGGAAAGUCUUAGAUUUGACAAAGCAACACAUCGUCAAAUUUUUGAUUGAAAAGCGAGUGGCCGUUGAGACGAGAGAUAGGAGUGCAGUUUACAUCAUUCCUCGCCUGACUUCAAAAUCUAUCACAGCAAAGAAUUGGCCUCCGGUGGAAGAGUCCAAAUACACCAUCUACAGACAUUUGGUGUUUGAGGUGCCGCCCUAUCACGUCCAUUCCAGUUUCCAUUCUCUUGUUGCGAACAUUCUGCAAAAAUAUCGUCAUGUGAUUGUGGGGAAAUAUUCUCUGGUUAUCUACAGGGACGAUCAGUACGACUGUCGUAUUGAUUGCGGACCUUGUUUCGUCAACAAAACUGUAUUGGAGGUAAGAGUGACAGUGCGGGCACACAGCCAAGAUGUUUGCAAGGCUGGUGCAGAUGAAACAUUACGUUUCCUGAAAACGCGCUUUACGACCUGUCUUGGCUAUUGUGAGAUCAAGGUGUCUUGUCGUGCCUGUCGGCAGCAUUAUUUUGAUUUGUCCCUUCUACAAGAGGCAGCAGCACUUGACGAGGAUAGGUGUCAUUGUGAAAGAUGUCAUGACAAAAAAUCUACCAUCAGUGACAUGUUAAAUGGAUUCAAAGAUACGCAAUCGAUGCCAGCGCUGGAAUGGCAUCCAGCAGGUGACUCGCACUGUAAGCCUGAUGAUCCUCGCUCUAACACUCUGACUCGUCCCGUGAUGAGGUACUUUGGUGAUCACGUCGACAAGGUUGAAGCGAAAGUGCUGAGAGAGAUCAGAGAAAGGAUUGAAGACUUGACAAAAGUUUUCAUGGACCUAAAAAAUUACGAUGUUCCACGAACCAUUUGCCUUCUGCCAGAAUUCCAGAAUCGCUCCUCUGUUUUGAAAGUGAACGCGAUAAAAAGGCUUCUAACGUUUGGUCAGCCAAAGUAUCGUUUGUUUCUACUUUGCGAAGGAAAUGGAGACGGUAGUGGGGUGCACUUUCUUGACUCCAGCAAGCAUGAAGGGUACAGACUAGAGAGCAUCGUGGCUGCUGAUCUGAUCAAAAAAAGUGUUAAUUUUUUGCGGUUUACUUUGCAGCUUCUCAUCAACCUUUCCUCUGUGGCGAGCAUCGCUACAACCCUCUUUGAUGGGGAAGAAACCCUGAAUACCGUCCUCGGCACAAUAGGCCUCAGUGGAGCUGUACUUUCUGGAGUUCGUUGGAAGAAUGUCUUCAAAGAGAUGGACGGCUUCCUCAAGACUGUUGAAGAAACAUCAGGUUCCAUUCCGCAACCCAAGAGCCUGACUGGUGUAUCAGGUACAUUCCGCGGGUAUCAACUGGGUGGUGAACAUUAUGAGUAUCUGCGAGAAGUUCUGUCAAAGCUAGGUACCAAAGACAACUUUGGUGGGUUGCGACAGGAACCACGCGAAGGGUUUGGCGCCAUUUGGGUGUGUGAAAAGCACAGCAAGUACAGCAAAGACACCAAAGCCUUUAACAUCAUUCCGUGAGAUGAUGAUUAAUCAAAACAGCUGUAUCAUCGUAAACAAUGUGUGAACAUGAUAACUCGUGUUUAUCUUGUAAAUUUCGAUGAAGAAUGUUCAGGCGCUUAGCGUCCUAUACGCAUGUGUGUACUUGAAGUGACCAGAAAAUUUUGAAAACAAUGUUGUGUUUGCGCCAAGUUUGCUCAAAUUAAGG